AGCUGAGUAUGUGAUAUUUAAUUGUUUGCUAGAAGAUACACCAUUAUUUUUACGCUUUAUAUUCGAGCGUCUCACACGCAUAAAAAAUAAAGAUGAACUUAUAUUUAUUUUACGUAAAAUGAUUCAACGGUUACCUGAAUUACCAAUGCAAACAGCACAUGCUCUGUUCAAUAACUUAGUCGGUUAUAUUAUGUUUCAUAUUCGUACACCAAGUUUCAAUGCACCUCAGUCAAUUGCCAGUGCGUUAUCAGUUCUUCAUUUGAUUAUUCCAUACGUUCAAAAUAUCUACUUUAAGGAUUUGAAACAGACAAUGAGAAGAGAACAAAUCGACUCUACACUUCUACUAACAGCUAACUUACCUUGUGCUAAACAAUUCAACGUGUUUGAUAAUAGUAUUGGUGUCGCUCAACUAGUUCGUUUACAAGACGAAAACAAGGACUAUCAGUUUGAAGACAUUCUGAAAGAUGCUCUGUCAGCGAGUGACAUACUCGAAGAUGAAAGAAGUUCUUACUACCUUUGUGACGAACGUUCUAAUAUUAUACGAAACUCUUCCCAUUACAUUCGUGAUUUCUAUUCAUUCAAACGUAAUCAUACUCCUAAAUUACGCUUGCGUCAGUAUGAUAAGAAACACGGCAUGUAUCUACUGCAACAAAAUGCUCUCAGUCUGAAAUUUCAAGAAAUUGGUAAAGUAUCAUUUACGCUGUCAGUACUUCGAUGUACGCCAACUGCACAGAUUCCCAAUCACGUUUUUUUCUUACAUGAAGAGUUAACUAAACUACCAUCAUUUCCACGUAAAGCAUUAGAAUCGGACUUCAAUCUUUACGACUGGCCUACAUAUGGACGUCCACUAUUUGCAUUAGAUACAAUACACAAGUUAUCUUGGUGUCAUUUAAUAUCCAGUUUAUUCAUGAUGAUGCCUAAAACUUAUCCAUGGUCAUCGGAUUUACAAAUAUUUUUGAAUGUAUACAAUGGUACACUGAUAUUACAUGCAGAAGACUCAUCAGUUUUACGACAGUGUCUAGCAUUCUUCAUACAGUGCUGUUAUCAAUUCAAAACAGUAUUUGCAACCACAGGCUACUCUGGUAUUGUACCGACAUUGGUACGUGUUUAUAACCAAAAUACACAUAAUCCAGUACUUACACAAGCUAUUGAAUUUACAUUUAGACAAUUUUAUGUAAUGCAUAGAACACCAUUUAUAUUACAACUGCUAGGAUGCAUCGCCAAUUAUGUAACGACUAAUAAUGAAAUAAUUGGUGUGGGAGAUGAAUUUUACCGAAUUCAACCAGGGGCUGUAUACAGAUUAUUACGUGUUAUAAGCCGUCCUUUAGAUGAUAACCUUCGUAUUUUGGAGUUAUGUAAUAUUCAGAAGCCGUUGGAAGCUUUGGAUUUUUGUUAUGACGAUGAAGAGGCUAACUGGUCUAUUUUGGAAGUAAUCAAUCUCUGUGUAGCUGUCAUAGUCUAUGCUCCUGAUUCAUAUAGAUCCAGGCAAAUGUUGAUUAUUCUCCAAGCUCUGGUGCCACUAAUUCUUAAAGACUUGCCAUACAUAUGUGCAGAAGAAGGCAAUGGUACUGAUCCAAAAAAGGCAGAGUUAACAGCUAUUCAGAAAAUUUCAAUAGCAAUGCGUCAGCUUACUUCAACAGCCGAGUUCAUGAGCAGAAGAAUUGAAGACAUUCGUCAACUGAAUUACCUUGCUCCGGGUGGUCCAACUGAAUGUCGUAAGGAAACACCUGGUCUCUUGUUGACUGGAGUAGCCACCAGGCUAGUAAAUUAUGAAGUUGCAAAGAGUAACUUCAAGUCAUUAGAUAAAACAAAAUAUAACGAAACAGCUGAGAAAACAACAAGAAGUGGAUUAUGUGGUGAAAUCAACACUUUGUCUGUAAAUAAAGGUUUUCCUCUAUCAGUAAGUUCAAAUACAUCACAUGAAAGGGAGAUUCAGUCGAAUCAAAUGCUGAGAAAUCCUGCUGCAGUAACAAGUGGUCAUCACCGUCCGACAGCUUAUGAACCCAGAGAAGCAGUUUUACAGUUGGCUUGCGAAUUUUUAUCUACCUGUUCCGGGCGUCUUUUGGAAAUGGAAGAAAAACAACGUAUAUCUGAUCUUUUAGACGCUAAAUCACACAUGCGAUUAGCCGAUAUAGCUCAAUUCAUGCUGAAACAAGUUUCUAACAGCCCAGAUUUCCUAGUUAGUUCAGCUUUACAACGUUAUUUUCUGGAAGUGCUGCCAGUUAUCGAUUGGAGCCAUGAAUCACUGAGAUCAUGUAAAGCAUUGGAAUGUCUUUUAGGUCGACUGAAUAGGACGCUACCAAAGAUGCUUGAAUUCGCCAUUAGAUCCAAGACGACUAAUCAUUGGGAUGAAUUUGUGAAGUUGAUUCGAUCAGUUUAUUAUAUACUGAAAAGGAAUCGAUCUGUAGCACAUAUGAAAGAAAUUCGCGUUUUAGCUGAAAUUUUAAAGAAAGCUGUCGUUUUUGACAUAUCUAGAUAUUUAUCUAGCUUUCCUAAAUCACGUCUAGAUAUUCAACCUAAUCAUGCGACUAGUCAUCAUGGUAGACCAAGCUUUGGAGAAGUUUUGUUCGGAAUUACAUCGCAAGAAUCAAGCAGUAUAAGUGCUUCUGUAGGAGUUCCAAAACAAUCCAACAAAAUGAAACACACUCCUUUAAAUGGCGAUGCCGGAUCGUAUUGUUCACCUAGACACAGCAAUCAAGAAAAUUGGCCUGAAACUGACCUUGACGAGAGUGAUAAAUAUCCCUACCAGUUCACUACUGAAGUGAUUCGUCUGUUAUCCCUUUUCUUACAGAUUUUAGGACCCCACUGCAGUUUAAAAGAUUUAUGUGAACGAAUUUCACCAGAGUACAACAUUCGUUUUCCAACAUUACGCGAAGGUGGAUUUCAGACGCUUGUAAUUUACUUAAACAAUCUAAUACUACCAAUGUUAUUUCGAGGUUGUGCUGGACGCAAAGACUCACCAACUCUUUCAAGAGAUAAUGUUUUCUAUGCACUGGAUGUAUGUAUAACGGCCUUGUUUGCAACAGAUUAUUCAUCGAAUACUGAUGGACAAAGAUCUAUAUACAAUUUGACCACCAUAAGUAACUCAACUCAACAACAGCAACAAACAUGUGAAUCGAGUCAAUCAGGACCCCUGUCUGGUAAAUUAAAGGAUAAAAGUAAUAAAAGUCAAACUACAGGAUUUGAAGUACGCGCAAAUCCAAGUAUAUCACUUAAUAGACAAGCAACUGGAUCCAUUGCACAAGACAAUAUUUCCACUAUUACCACUUCAAAUAAUAACUCUGCUUCAAUAAAGCUAGUUAAUUUAUCGAAUUUAUCAACAGACUGUGAAGGUGGUUCGUAUGCCAGUUUAAUACGUUUACUUAGUCCAUCGUUGGUUAAAAUCCUGCCAGAGGAAAGCGGACCUUUGACUACUUCAGUACAAAUUACCAUUUCAAAUAAAUGUCAAGGAAAACAAGAUAGUUUUCAGUUAAAAUCACGUCCUUCUGUAAUACCGAAUUUAAACAAAACAAGUAUAUUAACUCAGAAAAGUCGUCCACAAGCAUAUUAUUCUAAACUUUUAGAUCCAACUUCAAUUAAUCUUGGGUUUCCCAUAGAUAAAAUUAAAAGUUUUAAGGCUGAGUUUGCGCACCGGCUUGGAUUUUUGGGAUUGAAAUUAAUUCUUGUGGGGUAUACGCGUCAUGCGGCUGUUCGAAUGAAACUGCUAGUAGCUGCAUUAACACAAUUAGCUUUGAAUGGUCAAAAUGGUAUCCAGCUGUGGAAAUUUUUCGAUUUCUUAGUCACUUAUAGACCACCACUAUUUGUACACUUACUGCCAUUUAUUCGAUUCAAAAUGGCUCUACUUCAGUGUGCAAGUCAAGGGGAACAAGCGUAUCAACAAAUUGUUAAUCAAAAAUUAAUUGGAUUACAUUUACCUAUCCCACAAACAGUCGCUUCAAUUUUAAGAAGUUUGUCGAAUGAACUGCAAAUUAUCAACUCUGAUAUAAAAGCGUUUAGUAAACGAAUUUACAACGAAAUAACUUCUCCUAGAACGUCAGGUUUACAUGAUUCAUUGCGUCGUUUACGUUCAUCAGAUAAUACAAGUUCCGUUUCCGCUCGUAGUAACAAGCAUACUAAAUUAACUAAAGUUGUGUCGAAAAAUGCAAAUGAAUAUACACAUAAGUCUUCGCACAAAGUGUCCUCAAAAGAUCAAGUAAAUCAGAAAGUACAAUCACAUGUUCUGGCUUCAGUUACAUCGAACUCUACAUGUAGUGUAGAUUACCGUGAUGAAAAUAUCAUUGGAAUAUCAAAUUUGGACAGGCAUUUACUUGGAAGAAAAAGCCUCAAUCAGGAGUUUAGACGAACUACUGGAGUACGAGAUCCUCGAAAACGUAUCCAUGCACAUGAGGGCAGUUGUCUCCUAGUGAGAACUAGAGAUUAUGGUCAAGCGGAUCCAAUUUUAACUGCUUCUGCAGAAAGUCUAGUAAGAAAAAGCCAAAAAACAGGACAUAAAAGGAUUAGAACUCAGGAGACAAAGAUGACUGGGAAUGCUCAGAUGUAUAAAAAUCUUCGUACGGAUACUUUGCAAGCCAGACUAUCUAAUGAUUCAAAUGCAGAUAAUCAAAGUGAAAAUUCACUAGUUAGUGAAGGGUUAAUAACACCAGUUGGACCAGCAGCAGCUGCCGCAAUCGCCUCAUCGCUUUAUGGAUCUGGUGCUCCAUAUCUACAUGCACGAGUACGAGCCCGGCAAGAAUUAGCCUCCCUAGUCAAAAUACCAGCACCCAAGCUGAAUUCACGUGAAAAGCUAACCGAAAUUGACUUUGCAUUCGUACCAGAAGUAAGCGGUGACGACUAUAAAAAAUCACCUAUUCAACAGAAAUCCAAGUACCAAUCGAAUCAGACUAAAGUAGAGCAUAAAGUUACAGGGAAUUUUAUGUUGAAACUCGAAGACUUAGAAGAAAAAUCUCCAGAUGAAAAGGAUCAACUGAGGGAUAUUACAAAAUCACUAAUAACAACAUCGAUUGUGGUUGAUACAACCAACAUUCCAACUACCAAAACGACAACAUUAGCAGAAGCUCCAAGGGUGGUACAAAUGACUGGGGAUAAAAUUAGUUCAAUGAUUUCGGGAAAAUCUAAAAUUAAUUACGUCUGAUAUACACUUAUCUUUUUUUGAAAUAAGAUUCACUAAAAAUUCAUAAAACUAAGUAAGACUCACGAAUGUCUUGUUUUUUAAUGUGAGUAAACUAUCAAGAAGUGAGCAUCUAACAUUUUCUUUAACAUUAUUAGAUUUCUAAGCACUACCUCCGUUUCCUUUCUUUUUUGGAUUUCCCCAGUUGAUAUUUUCAUAAGAGUAAUAUUUAACCAUUACUAUCAUAUUCGCUUCCUUCUUGUCUGUGAUUAGAAUUGAGAAAAAUACACAGAAUCUUAAUGACGAUUCUAAAUUUCGUUCACAUCGACUUAUUGGUUUCCGAGCUUAAUUUUCUAGAUUUAACGUGCAUACUAGUUCAGACAUGAAAAGAAACAUCAUGAAACCACUCAGCUACUUUAAUAU
Schistosoma guineensis is the source of this 5530-nucleotide messenger RNA. The record is from the annotation of a GenBank genome assembly. NCBI's taxonomy places the organism in Eukaryota, Metazoa, Platyhelminthes, Trematoda, Strigeidida, Schistosomatidae.